CUAAAAAUAUUUAAGUAGGCAUUUCUGAUAUGGUUAAGGAGGACGCAACUUUUUAUUAACCUUUAUAUCAUGACAUAAUAUAAUGUGCUUAGACAAACAAUUCAAGAUUGAGCACAAUGUUAAGAGUACAUAUAUAUAUGGAUGGCUAAAGGCCAGCAAAAGAAUGAGGUCCAGAACUUUCCCUCCAAAGGUUCCCACACCCACACAUUAGAAUCAAAUCCCAAUCCAUUUUAUGCUCUCUGCUCAGAGGAGCGCUUCUCUCCUCCCACUCGAUAAAAAGCAGUGGAGAGGGACGAACAGUUCGAGAUGCUCAUUACGACAACGGCCUCGAUCUACCGCUCCUGCCUCUCUUUCUUCUGCUCACCUUCUUCCCCCUCUUCCAAAACUCUGAUCUCCUCUCUCCUACCGAGCAACAUCAGCUUCCGAUCCGGACUCUUGGGUUCUUCCUCACUCGUCCGGCGGAGGCGGGGCCACCAUAGCUGGCGAGCGGCUUCGGCGUCGAAGGAGGUCAUGCAAGUCGCGGCGAAGAGGCUGGAGAAUCCCGACGAGCUUAUCGAUUCGGUCGAGACCUUCAUAUUUGAUUGCGAUGGAGUGGUGUGGAAGGGGGAUAAGUUGAUCGACGGGGUUCCCGAAACCCUAGACAUGUUACGUUCAAAGGGAACGAGACAGGUGUUUGUAACUAACAAUUCAACCAAGUCAAGGAAGCAGUAUGGCAAGAAGUUUGAGACAUUGGGUCUUAAUGUCAGCGAGGAGGAGAUAUUUGCAUCAUCUUUUGCAGCUGCUGCUUAUUUGGAGUCCAUUGAUUUCCCUAAAGAUAAAAAGGUUUAUGUGAUAGGUGAGGAUGGUAUUCUUAAGGAGCUGGAGCUUGCUGGAUUUCAGUAUCUUGGUGGUCCGGCUGAUGGUGAAAAGAAGAUAGAGCUAAAACCUGGUUUUCUGAUGGAGCAUGACAAAAAUGUUGGUGCCGUUGUAGUUGGCUUUGAUCGAUAUGUCAACUACUAUAAAAUCCAGUAUGGAACUCUAUGCAUACGGGAAAAUCCUGGCUGUCUUUUCAUAGCAACAAACCGUGAUGCUGUUACUCAUCUCACAGAUGCUCAAGAAUGGGCAGGUGGGGGUUCUAUGGUUGGUGCAAUUUAUGGUUCCACUCGACAAGAGCCUACUGUAGUAGGAAAGCCCUCUACUUUUAUGAUGGACUAUUUAUCCCAGAAGUUUGGUAUUCUAAAAUCACAAAUAUGUAUGGUUGGGGAUAGAUUGGAUACGGACGUACUAUUCGGGCAAAAUGGUGGCUGCAGAACUCUUCUUGUUCUCUCAGGCGUGACCACGCUGCAAAUGCUUCAAAAUCCAAGCAAUCCCAUACAACCUGAUUUCUACGCCGGUAAAGUUUCUGACUUCCUUGGUCUUAAAGCUGCAGCCGUAUAAACCAACCAACAAUUAAAGUUAAUUUUAUUUAAAUAAUUUAGAUUCUUUUAAUUGUGAAAUUAUAAAACUCCGGUUAGCGUUGAUUUAUUAUAUGUAAACAGAGCGAAUGGAAAAGUUAUUGUGUGUAAUAAUAAACUAGUGACGUGGAAUGGUUCGG
Molecule: messenger RNA, 1573 nt
Organism: Phalaenopsis equestris
Lineage: Eukaryota; Viridiplantae; Streptophyta; Magnoliopsida; Asparagales; Orchidaceae
Product: phosphoglycolate phosphatase 1B, chloroplastic-like
Exons: 11
Coding region: 307-1416 (369 amino acids)
Molecular function (GO): phosphatase activity
Source: RefSeq, a predicted model, not a curated record